Messenger RNA from Cyphomyrmex costatus, 3061 nucleotides. Its product is annotated as ribosomal protein S6 kinase alpha-5. Gene Ontology annotation, molecular function: magnesium ion binding; protein serine/threonine kinase activity; ATP binding. Gene Ontology annotation, biological process: intracellular signal transduction; protein phosphorylation. The transcript has 7 exons. The coding region runs from base 222 to 2972 and encodes 916 amino acids. Lineage: Eukaryota; Metazoa; Arthropoda; Insecta; Hymenoptera; Formicidae. The record is from RefSeq and is a predicted model, not a curated record.
ACGGUUCCCGACAAUCCUCUCGACGCGGAUACAGGCGGAUCGCGCGUUGCCGCGAAAUGCGCGUCGAUUGACUCCGGUGAUAUCGCGAGACGUCCCGCAGGAACGACGUUUACGGUGACUUGUGACACAAGUGCGCAACCUAGGAAGGAAGGAGACAGGAACGAAGCGAGAGAGAGAGAGAGAGAGAGUGAGCGAGCUAAGGAAGGACGGAGCGAGAAGGUAUGGAGAACGCCAUGCAACCGCUACUUCCACCGCCACCACCCCCACCCGCCUUCGACAUGCCACGGAGCAGCACGGAGCAGACGGUCACCCACGAGUUGAUAUUUGUAAAUCUAGCGGACAACGGCAGCCAGAAAGUGGAUAUGACACACUUCGACUUACUGAAAGUCCUUGGCACCGGAGCUUACGGCAAAGUUUUCUUGGUGCGGAAGAACACGGGCACUGACGCCGGACGGCUUUAUGCCAUGAAGGUGCUGAAGAAAGCCUCCAUCGUGCAGAAGAAGAAGACGACGGAGCACACCAAGUCUGAGCGCCAAAUCCUGGAGGCUAUCAGGGACAGCCCAUUCCUGAUAACUCUUUAUUACGCGUUCCAAACCGACGACAAACUCUGUUUGAUCUUAGAAUAUGUUGCCGGUGGUGAGAUGUUUACGCACCUGUAUCAGCAUGACUGCUUCACGGAAGAAGCCGUACGUUUUUAUAUUGGCGAAAUUAUCCUGGCACUCGAGCGCCUUCAUGACCUUGGCGUAAUAUAUCGGGACAUCAAACUUGAAAAUAUACUUUUGGAUAAGGAUGGGCAUCUCGUGUUGACGGAUUUCGGUCUCAGCAAAGAGUUCCUACCACACGAGAGGAAUGGCAAUGCACGUACUUACUCGUUUUGCGGAACUAUCGAGUAUAUGGCACCGGAAGUGGUAAAGGCGGGCCCGAACGGCCACGAUAUCGCCGUCGAUUGGUGGAGUGUGGGCGUGCUAACGUUUGAGUUACUGACCGGUGCGUCGCCUUUUACGGUGGAGGGCGAGAAAAACAACCAACAAGAGAUUUCGAGGAGGAUAUUGAAAAAUGAUCCGCCAGCAAUGCCGAGCCACUUGAGUGCCAAUGUGAGCGAUUUCAUCACCCGUUUGCUGAUCAAAGAUCCACGACAAAGAUUGGGUGGUGGACCGCGCGACGCUAAAGAGCUCAAGGAGCAUCCCUUCUUCAUAGAUGCGGCACCAGCCUUUACUUGGGAAGGUUUGGAGAAGAAACUGAUCAAGCCACCUUUGAUUCCGAAAAUUUCGCACGAAUUGGACACCAGCAAUUUUUCAGACGAAUUCACCAAGAUGAAUGUCGUCGUUGACAGUCCGGCGGUUAUUGAUGGCGACUAUGACAAACAUUUUAGGGGUUAUUCGUAUGUAGCGCCUUCGAUUCUAUUCACCGACAACGUGGUGAGCAGGGAUAUCUUCGGUGGAGAGACCAGUUCGCAACGGCCUUUGUUGUCCGAUCUUCUGAACACGUGUUUCGAGGAGUCCACGUUCUUCCAGACGUACGAGUUAGAUCAAGCGGGACCAGCUCUAGGCGAUGGCAGUUUUUCAAUUUGCCGGCGGUGUCGUAAUCGUAAGACCCAGCAGGAAUACGCCGUGAAGAUCGUCAGCAGGCGGGUGGAUUGCAGCCGAGAGGAGAAUCUGUUGCGUGCGUGCCAGCGUCACGCGAACGUAGUGAAAUUGAUAGAAGUCCACCACGAUCGACUUCACACAUACAUCGUGAUGGAAUUGCUCUCGGGCGGGGAAUUGUUACAACGACCGCGCCCAUUCUCGGAGCGACAGGCCAAGCGAGUGAUGCGGCAAUUGGCAGCCGCAGUGCGAUACAUGCACUCGCGUGGCGUAGUGCAUCGUGAUCUCAAGCCAGAGAAUAUCGUAUAUGUGCAUCAAGGCGAAGAUUCGUCUGUAAAGAUAGUUGACUUUGGAUUUGCCCGGAUGAAGAACAGCUGCGAGCCGCUACACACGCCCUGCUUCACGCUCCCGUACGCUGCCCCGGAGGUUGUGGCCAACCAAGAGUACGACGAGAGCUGCGACAUGUGGUCCCUGGGGACUAUUCUGUAUUUCAUGUUGUCCGAUAAUCCACCUUUCCGUACGGAUACACCUAACGUAGCGAAUCGCAUCAGAGCCGGUGAGAUUAAUUUUGACAGCGAGGCUUGGAGUCACGUGUCUCCCGGUGCCAAACAAGUAAUGAAAGGUUUACUGAUGAUCGAUCCCAACAAUAGACUUACCGCAGCUUCUCUGGUGUACCAUUCGUGGUUGACAACGCAUGAUGCAACGAUUCUCCCGGUAACACCGGUCACUGACGUGGUUCAAACGGAUACUACUACGGUAGCCGUGAGUUCAACGUCAACGCAGGAGCGCGAGGGUUUCCGAUUACGCGCGGUCGAUGCCGCUAAAUUGGCACAGCGUCGCAAGCACAAACGUUCCAAUUCCAGUUCCUCGACGUCGAGACCGUCUUCUUCUUCCUCAUCGAGUCCGUCGUCAGUUCAGUUGCUGCGUCUACCAAGCACUACAAUAAGUGCUCCGAACACUUCCACCUCGUCACCAAGCGUCUUCGAUUUUAAUGAUGAAGUUGUUAACGAGUACCUGAGUUCCCUAUCUUCUUCUUCCGAUUCGAAUUCCUCGAUAAGACUUUCACUCCUGCAAGAAUUGGAGAGGACCGCGAAGAAGCGGACCAAUGCCGACCAUGAAUCGUGUCAAUCGAUAAUCCCGACGAAAAAGCAUCGACAUCGGCGCGAUGUUGACAGCGAAGCUAGUGGCAGUAGUAGUAGCGGGCCAAUGACACGAUCGCGAAAACGUAAACUCGAACAAAUAAUAAAUUCGGACAGAGAUAUAGGUUCUGACAAUUCCGCGGAGUCGUUCGAGUCGUCCUCGCAAGUUGCGCAUGACGAAGGGGAUGUCCAUAGGAGACAUAAAGCUGGCAAACGGCCCAAACGCCUUGCCACGAUUAUAGUCGAGUAGAGAGUUUUCCUACUUAUGCUUGGUCCAGUAACGCUCCAAUGAAUUCACACUUUGUUUCCUAUGCAUUUUACACAGAUAUAUCUUUAUAA